Molecule: messenger RNA, 919 nt
Organism: Vigna umbellata (rice bean)
Lineage: Eukaryota; Viridiplantae; Streptophyta; Magnoliopsida; Fabales; Fabaceae
Source: RefSeq, a predicted model, not a curated record
UAAAUUUCUUUCAUUUUUGUCUGUUUAGAUCAGUAAAAUGAUGAACACGGAUGAUGUUGUGAUCCAUGUUAAAGAAAUGCUGGAGAGAGCAAGCCGACCAAUAACUGAAGAGUGUUGCAUUUACAGAGUACCUCUACUUAUUCGCCAACUCAACCAAGAAGCUUAUACUCCAAAGAUUGUUUCCAUAGGCCCUUAUCACCAUAAUAGUCUCCAUCUUCAGAAUAUGGAAAGACAUAAAGUUAUGUAUUUGAAGUCAUUUCUUGAACGAACCAAUACAAGUAUGGAAAGCUGGAUCCACUAUAUAGCAUCUAAGGAGCCCCUAAUUCGUCACUGUUAUUCAGACGCACUUCAAUUCACCCCGAACAAACUGGUAGAGAUAAUCUCUGUGGAUUCAGGUUUUAUACUUGAACUCUUUUGGACAAGUAACUAUGGUACAGAUGACAUGUAUCUUUCAUUACCAUGGUUUGCAACUACCAUAUUUUGUGAUUUGUUGUUACUUGAGAACCAACUUCCUUUUUUUGUUCUUCAUGAUCUCUUUUGUCUGUCUGUGGCUAAUUUUGGAAAUAAUGACAUCCCUCCAUUCAUCCUACUUACCUUUGGAUACUUUCAGUCUCUCAAUGAGUCAAUUUGUCUUCUGAUCCAAUGUCAUCAUGAUCUACGAUCUCUUACGAACUUUUACUUAUGUGGAGAAAACAAAACUACUCAUGGAGAGGAACCAAUGGCCACAAAUUCAAGUGUUAAUAAGUGGUCAGAAGCAGGAAUAAAGUUUGCAAUAACGAAAGCAAUGAACACGGGGAAGGAUGUGGAUAUUCUCGUUAGAGAUGGAAUCAUGGAAAACUUAUUGGGUGACAGUGAUGCUGCAGCUGAACGGACUAAGCGUCUCUGCAGAAACAUUGUUUUGUCAGAUUUCCAGUUCUGA